AAGCGGUACCAUGGGGUUUUACGUCAAUUCACCCGAACUCAGAUAUAUACAGAGCCAGCAAGUCCCCUACGUUACCUACCAAGCCGGCUGUCCCAAGACGCCGGUGACGGGGACUCCUUCCUUCCACCAAUCACGUCACGCCACCUCGAUCACCGGGUCCCUCAUCCCUCGCCACGUGUCCCAACCUUUCUGUGCCCCUCGACGGACGCCGUCAAAUCCCAAUCUCUCUCUCUCUCUCCCUCUCUCCCUCAGUUUUUUCCGUCAACCGAGAAAACGCAACCCAACAAAAAAAAAACACCACAACGCAAAAUUAACGUUUUCCGUAAACGCGAAAAGCCGGUCAACCCAAAACACCCCCAACCCCGUCUCUCUCUCUCGUCUUCCCUCACUUAAAGCUAUAUCCCAACCCCCAAAAACCUAAAUAUUCACAUCGCCGAUAUCUCCUAUCCUACGGCCUCCGGCGCACGAUAGCACCCACCACAAUCCCUAGCUCUCUAUCCCUCCGAAGAAGUCCCAGCUCUCAGAUCGGCGCUAUUGUACGCCUGGUGCGUUCUUCACCACCGAAUUUCAGAUCCAGACCGGACCGAUCUCCGCCUUUCUCUGUUUUGAGAUCGGCGCGCACCAUAGCAAAUCGAAGCGAUGGAGGAGGAUGACGAGAUCCAAUCACCGGCGUCGGGGAGAAGCGGAUCGCCGGAGUCGCCGAGGCAGAACGGUCGGAUAACGGUGACGGUGGCGGUGCCGUCGGCUCAGAUUCCGGCGCCGGCGUCGCAGCCCCAGAGCAAGGGCUUGACGCUGGCUCUACCGUCGCAGGGGCAGCAGGGGCGGAGCAGCGGAGGAGGAAGGGAGGACUGCUGGAGCGAAGGAGCGACAGCGGUGCUGAUCGAGGCGUGGGGGGAGAGGUACUUGGAGCUGAGCAGAGGGAAUUUGAAACAGAAGCACUGGAAGGAAGUGGCGGACGUCGUCAGCAGCAGAGAGGACUAUGGUAAGACACCCAAGACUGAUAUUCAGUGUAAGAAUAGGAUCGAUACUGUCAAGAAGAAGUAUAAGCUUGAGAAAUCGAAGAUGGCAGCGGGCGGAGGACCCAGUAAAUGGCCUUUUUUUGAGAGGCUCGAUCAUUUGAUUGGGCCCUCCUCUGCUGCUAAGGUGGGUCCUGGCUCUGGUGGCGGUGGCGGGUUUUUGGCGCACAACCAGAAAGUGCCGAUGGGAAUGCCGGUCGGGGUUCGCCCUGGUCAGUAUUUCGGGCAACGGGACUCGAAACGGGAGGUAAAGAUUAGACCAAGGAGUUUGGUGGAUUGGGACUCGGAUGAGUCCGGGGAGCUGUCACCUUUUUCGAUUGAUAACGAGGUUUUCGAGCGGAAGAGGCGGAGGAGGACGGUGCUGCCAGAGGCGAAUGUGAACAAUGCUGGUGGCGUGGGAAAGGGAGGGACUGGAACAAAAGAUGGAGGGGUGGGUAGAGAGAAAGGAGGAGGAGGGUGGGGGAGUUCAGUGAGGGAAUUGACUCGGGCGAUAAUGAAAUUUGGGGAGGCUUAUGAGCAUGCAGAGACAGCAAAGUUGCAGCAGGUGGUGGAGAUGGAGAAGCAGAGGAUGAAGUUUGCCAAGGAGCUGGAGCUGCAGAGAAUGCAGUUCUUCAUGAAGACCCAAGUGGAGAUUUCUCAGCUCAAGCAUGGGGGUGGGAGGAGGAGUGGGAAUGGGAAUGCUGGUAACCAUCAUAGCAACAACAAUAACAGUGAUUGUAGCAACUAGGAAAGGUGAAAAAAAAAACCCAACCCAUGUUGGCAAAUUAGUAUUCCAAAAUGGUAGAAUUUGAGUGUAUGAUCUGUUGUUCUUGUCUUGUCAUCUAGUUGGUGAGUUUGUGAAAUGAUGUAGAAGACACUAGUCAUCAGUAAAUGCUUGUUUAGAAUGUAGAGGUUGGAUUAUUGUUGGCAAUGGUAAAUGAAUCUAGUCUAUUGAAAUGGUGCACUUGUUAUUUGAA
Messenger RNA from Prunus mume (Japanese apricot), 1972 nucleotides. RefSeq names its product trihelix transcription factor ASIL2. Gene Ontology annotation, cellular component: nucleus. NCBI's taxonomy places the organism in Eukaryota, Viridiplantae, Streptophyta, Magnoliopsida, Rosales, Rosaceae. Gene Ontology annotation, molecular function: transcription cis-regulatory region binding. The record is from RefSeq and is a predicted model, not a curated record.